Molecule: messenger RNA, 465 nt
Organism: Rotaria sordida
Lineage: Eukaryota; Metazoa; Rotifera; Eurotatoria; Philodinida; Philodinidae
Source: the annotation of a GenBank genome assembly
AUGUUGAAAGUUGAAUAUUUAAAUAAACUAAUGAUCACACAAACUGAUGCAAAACAACAUUUACAUAAUAUUCGUUAUCGACGUCAAAAUCAAUUAGCAAUAUUAACCAAUGAAUGUCAUCAACCUUGUAUUUUACAUAGACGUAGUUUUGAUAAUCAAUUAAAUUCUUCUUCGUCUUCAAUUGAAAAGCCUUUUAUUUCUAAACCAUUAAAAAAUGAAUCAAUUUUUAUUUGUAUUUCACAAACUGAAUCAGAUUAUGAAUUACUUAUUCUAAAAUCUGAAUCUUCAUAUAUAUUUAUAGAGAAUCAAUUACCGAAUCCAAUAAUUGAAUAUUCUAUUGAAAAAUUUCCAUUAAUUUCAACUUUAAAUCGAUCAAUUAAUCAAAAUAAAUUACAAUCAAAACUUCCUUCAAUUAUUUAUCCAUCAUCAGAUUAUUUUUCAACUCGAACUCUUCCGCUUAUUUAA